Molecule: messenger RNA, 777 nt
Organism: Sclerotinia sclerotiorum 1980 UF-70
Lineage: Eukaryota; Fungi; Ascomycota; Leotiomycetes; Helotiales; Sclerotiniaceae
Exons: 1
Coding region: 1-777 (258 amino acids)
Source: RefSeq, a predicted model, not a curated record
AUGUCAAUCGCCGACCCAGAAACUCAGUCCUCAUCCUCACCUCCAGUGUCAGCAACCCCUCCUUUCCAAUUUCACCAAUUCCCGCUCCUCCCUCUCGAACUCCAGCGUAAAAUCUGGCGUGCCCUAUUUCCUCCUUCCCGCACCAUAUCCCUUUCCUACAACAUCACCUCCUCGGAAGCUCUCUCUUCGCCACCACCCAUAACGCUCAGUAUCUGCUCUGAAUCACGUGCCGAAACCCUCCUCCUCUACACCCUAAUAUAUAGAUGCGAAUUUUCCGGAUCCCGUGGGAAAACAGGUGGAAAUUGUGGUAUUCUUCUCAGUAAAGCCAUGAGACAACCAAUUUGUAUUGAUCCCUCGAUUGAUAUCGUUGGGUUUUCCGCCGGAGAUUUAUGUGGAACGGAAAAUGUAAAGGCGAGAAGGAGAUUCGUAGAGUGGAUGCGAUUUUUGGACGGGGUUGAUAAGAGAAUCUUAAGGAGGACGAGGGGAAUAGAGUUAAUGGGACUAGAUUGGGAAAAUACAAUGUAUGUGCAUCUCAAGUAUCAGGAGGAAUUGAGAUGUAAGGAGAUGGGGGAAGAAUAUGAGGGUCAAGGGGGAGUGGAGUGUUGGGAGGAGCUGAAUUAUGGGGCCUUGCUUAGGUUUGCAGGGUUGCGCGAAGUGAGGUGUAGAUAUAAGCAUGUGGAGUAUAUGGGGAAUUUUGAGGAGCAGUUGAGGAAAUUCUUGGGAUUUCAUCGGGAAGUUUGGGGUGGGACCGUCCCUUCUGUUAAGCGUGUGCUGUGA